Molecule: messenger RNA, 738 nt
Organism: Vespa mandarinia (Asian giant hornet)
Lineage: Eukaryota; Metazoa; Arthropoda; Insecta; Hymenoptera; Vespidae
Product: ADP-ribosylation factor-like protein 2-binding protein
Biological process (GO): positive regulation of tyrosine phosphorylation of STAT protein; maintenance of protein location in nucleus
Cellular component (GO): mitochondrial intermembrane space
Source: RefSeq, a predicted model, not a curated record
UUCUCUGAAAAGCAAUUUACAGAUAUUCAUAUAAAUAUCUAAUAUAUAUCACCGUGUAUAUUGUACUCACAUUAUUUAAACACUUUCUCACAAGUAAUCAGACGAAAAUAAUAUUACUAAACACAGUGAAAUGAUAAUUAGUAUGAGAGGUGAAAUAAAGCGAAGAAGAAUUGCCGCGGAUAAUUGUUUAGAAAUAAAUACAGGAAAGAAUCUUGCCGAAAUUCCAAAAGAUGCAAAUGAUAGAUUGUUCGAUGAAAUUAUUGGCCACAUAGAAGAUCUUUUACUAGAAGAUGGUUUUCAUGCCAUUCAGGAAGAAUUUUUAGAAAAAUAUUGGACCAUUUUUGAGCCAACUGAAGAGAAUAAAUUAAUUUAUACAGAAAUAUUUAAUGAAUAUAAUAAAACUGUGGAAACUUAUAUUGUUAAUUAUUUGCAAAAAAUUAUUCCACAUUUUAAUAUGAAUGUUUUUCUUCAUUAUUUGAGUGAAAAACAAGCAGAAUUAGAUGGCGAAGUUUUUGAAGUAUUAUCUGCAGUUACAGACUUUCUAGCAUUUAAAGAAAUGCUUCUUGACUAUCGAGCUAUGAAAGAAGGAAAAGUUCAAGAUCUUAGUUCAGGAAUAUCCAUAACGUCUGUAAAAAAUCCUAUCACUGAUUUUGAUUUAAGAUAAGAAUAACUUUUUACAAAUAUUUACUUUUGUGAACAAUUAAUUAGUAUUUAUGAAAUAAAAGUAUUUAUCAAAAA